This is a messenger RNA of [Torrubiella] hemipterigena, 1996 nucleotides long. NCBI's taxonomy places the organism in Eukaryota, Fungi, Ascomycota, Sordariomycetes, Hypocreales, Clavicipitaceae. The record is from the annotation of a GenBank genome assembly.
AAUUGCAUUAAAAUAUAAAGUGUUUUAUUUGGGAUGAACUUUAUUUUUUCCAGCAGCCAUAUGUUUAUUUCCUUUCGCUGAGAAUAGCAACAAUGCUCUCAACUCAAAAUCAAUCGAUUCAGCAGGACAAUCGCUAAAAACACCGAAACUCCGGGCGUCUGAUGCGCUGUGGGGCCACUGUUCCGAUCGGAAACGACGCUGAUGUCAUGCGGCAGGCGCGGUGACUUGCCGUACCCGCCGCCGGGCGCUGUCGAGUACCCUGUACGGAUCUGCAUGCAGCUGCUGCCUUAUUUUUUCCUUUAUCUACAAGCUUCUUCUCACUUUCAUUUUUCUCGCUCUUUUCCAUUGGCUCGUCUUUGGUAUCUUCCAUUAAUUCGUUUACUGUUCAUAUUAUCUACAUAACAUGUCCACAACAAUAGCUGCCGGCACAUUACGUGCUGCAGCUAAAUCACCCCUCUUCACACAAGCUUUAACCACACGACUAGCCAGCACUGUCGUUGCCCGAUCCAAUGACAAAGAACGCGUUGUCAUCCUUGGCUCCGGCUGGGCCGGCUUCACUCUCGCUCGCACACUCUCGCCCAAACGCAACGACCGCAUCCUCAUCUCUCCCCGAUCUCACUUUGUCUUCACCCCGCUUCUGGCAUCCACAUGUGCAGGAACACUAGAAUUUCGAGCUGCUAUCGAGCCUGUCAGACGAUUACAACUUGAUGAAUUCCACCCCGCGUGGGCAUCUAGCAUCGACUUUGUCAAUAAGACCAUUCGCGUUGAGACCAACACAGAGGCAGAUGCUGCUUCUGCAACAGUCCAGGUAGCCCAUGAAAAGGGUCAAGAAUACGAGGUCAAAUACGAUAAGCUUGUCCUGGCUGUUGGUUGCUACAGCCAAACGUUUGGCAUUGAAGGCGUCAAGGAGCAUGCCUCAUUUCUGCGCGACGUCAACGAUGCUAGACGAAUUCGGUUGCGAGUACUUAAGGCAUUCGAGCAGGCAAGCUUACCACAGACCAGCGAUGCAGACCGUAAAAAGCUGCUACACUUUGCCGUCGUUGGUGGCGGACCUACUGGUAUCGAGUUUGCCGCCGAACUGCACGAUCUAAUCCAUGAAGAUCUCGCAAAGCUCUACCCGAACAUUAUGGAGCACGUCAAGAUUACUAUUUACGAUAUCUCGGCCAAAGUAUUGCCCAUGUUUGAUCAGAAUCUGGCAACAUACGCGACAAAUCUGUUUAAGCGCCAGGGCAUUGAUGUCAUGACUGAGCACCAUCUCCUUCGAAUUCGUCGCGAGGGCGACGUACUAUACAUCAAAACCCAAGAAGAGCAAGACGAAAUUGGUGCGAGUGUUGUCGUCUGGAGCACUGGGCUGAUGCAGAAUCCGUUCGUUGGUGAAGUUCUGAAGCAGACGAUUCCUGGUCAAGGAGCAAUUGUCAAAGAUGAUAGAACUGGUGGCAUCGUGACAGACUCACACAUGCGAGUUCUGGUUCAGCAAGGAGAUUCAGACACACCCAAGGUUCUCCCUGAUGUGUUUGCCAUUGGCGACUGUGCAGUACCACAAACACAACGAUUCCCAGCAACAGCCCAGGUGGCCAACCAGCAAGCAACGUAUCUCGCAAAACAGCUGAACCGCGACAAGAUUGACGAAUCGAAACCGUUUAGCUUCCGAAACUGGGGUACCAUGACAUAUCUUGGAAACUGGAAGGCCAUCCACCAAAGCAGCGCCGAUGAGCUCAAGGGCCGCGCCGCAUGGAUUCUAUGGCGUACGGCGUACUUGACAAGAAGUAUGAGCAUCCGAAACAAGAUUAUGAUCCCUGUAUACUGGGCGAUUACGUGGAUUUUCGGCAGAGAUAUUUCACGAUUUUAAUCGUGCAUGAAAAAAUGGCUCGUUUCGGGGAUAAAAUUUGGCGUAAAAAGUAGAGAGAGCAUCACCCACCUUGUAUAUUAGAAAUCAGUUAUUAGAAUCUCAAACAUAUUUUAUACACUUGUCAAUUUAUACAAAUCUUAGAACAAA